Eupeodes corollae is the source of this 4479-nucleotide messenger RNA. RefSeq lists its product as uncharacterized. The record is from RefSeq and is a predicted model, not a curated record. The transcript has a single exon. Lineage: Eukaryota; Metazoa; Arthropoda; Insecta; Diptera; Syrphidae. Gene Ontology annotation, molecular function: zinc ion binding; nucleic acid binding. Gene Ontology annotation, biological process: DNA integration. Bases 1 to 4479 code for a protein of 1492 amino acids.
AUGAGCAAGAAGUUGGAGUGGGUUCAGAGAAGCAUCUGUUACCAACCCUAUCCAACAAUAAGACAUUUCGAACAGUGGCUGACUGGCACAGCAAGAUUUAUAUGUUUGGUUACCCCAGUUUGCCCACAGCCUCAGCCUAAAUCCGGACAGAAGCCAAAUCAAAGAAACGUUCUCUAUGCCGCAGAACAAAAGGUGCCAACAGUCAAACCAAAUCAAACUUGCCGCCUAUGUAAGAAAGCAAAACAUUUACUCUCAGAGUGUCUUUCCUACAACCAACAAGACGCUACAACCAAAUGGAAUUAUGUGAAGAAGCAAAGGCUGUGUUUUUGUUGCCUCAAAUUUGGUCACUCCGUGCGUUUCUGUAAAUCGAAAAGGGCUUGUGGAAAGCAUGAAUGUGAAAAGAAUCAUCAUCCAUCGUUGCAUGAAGACAGAGAAGCAUCAGGAAUCUUGACAUUUCAAGCCAACGCCGCCGCCGCCGUACCAGUAGUUGAGAAAAACAUUUUGAGUUGCAGCAAGGGAAAAGACAACAAAAUUCUAUUUCGAGUACUACCAGUUCGACUUUUUGGUAAUGGUGUAGUACUGCGAACAUAUGCUCUUCUUGAUGAAGGAUCAUCUGUGACCAUAAUGAGCGCUGCGCUGGCUGAUAGUUUGCGUUUGAAGGGGCGAAAGACAGAUCUAAAACUUCAAUGGUUUGGUCAAGAAUCGUUCACAAACGAAUCCUUUGUUGUUGACUUGCAUAUUAGCGCAGAUGUUGAUGGUGCUGAGAGGUAUAAGAUGGAAGCAGCACACACAGUUAAUGAACUGAGUUUGCCGACUCAGACACUUACCAAAGCAGACUUAUUGGACCAUGACCAUGCAAUUGAUAUAUUAUCUAGCUUCCCAGCCGUGGAAUAUAAUGAUGCGAGUCCACAAAUUUUAAUUGGGCUAGACAACUGUCACCUGGGAGCCCCGAUACGAACAAUUGGGUCUAAUAAAUUCGGGCCGAUUGUUACCGAGACUAAACUUGGAUACGUGGUGUAUGGUAGGACAAAAACAAUCGCGAAACUUUCUACAAGAGUUCUUGUUUUGCAUGGCAACCAAAACUGUCAAGAUGAAGAAUCUAAAUUGACACGUAUGGUUGAUGAGUACUUCUGUAUCGAGAAUUUCGGAGUCAAAAAACCGAAAGAAAGGUUGAUAUCUGAAGAUGACAAGAGGGCACUUGAGAUUCUACUGGACACCACCAAGAAGAAAAACGAUCGAUAUCAGACAGGACUUUUGUGGAAGCAGAACCAAAUCAUCCUCCCUCCGAGCUACGACAUGGCUCGUCGAAGAUUAUUCAGCCUGGAAAAUAAAUUUCGAAGAGAACCAGAAUUUGCCGAUAAGUACCGAUGUAUUAUUGCAAGUUAUGUCCAAAAAGGAUACGCCAAAGAACUUUCGCACGAUGAAGCCAAAACAAUCACUCCAAGGACCUGGUACCUUCCGCAUUUCGGAGUGAAGAAUCCGAACAAACCAGAAAAGCUUCGCUUGGUAUUCGAUGCGGCUGCGAAAGUAGAUGACGUUAGCCUAAACUCUUUCUUAUUGAAAGGCCCAGAUGAUUUGAAGCCAUUAAUGGCAAUUCUCUAUAAUUUUCGAAUGAGGCGUAUUGCAGUGACUGGUGACAUUAGAGAAAUGUUUCAUCAGGUGAUGAUCCAGCCUGAAGAUCAAAAUUCUCAGCGAUUUCUUUGGCGGGAGUUCGAAGACCAGCCGAUUGGUGUUUAUAGUAUGCAGUCAAUGACAUUUGGUGCCACCUGCUCGCCGUGUUCGGCAAAUUAUGUCAAAAACUUAAAUGCGAAAAGAUUCAUCAAAGAAUAUCCAAGGGCUGUGAUGUCAAUCACAGAUCAUCAUUACGUAGACGACUACGUAGAAAGUUUCAAUGAUGUUGCAGAAGCGAUCGAGGUCACUAACGCUGUAGUAGCCAUUCAUAGAAGCGGUGGAUUCGAGCUGCGAAAUUUCACAUCGAAUUCUGAAGAGGUUCUGAAAAAUAUACAUCAUUCAGACAAUAAAGAACAACAGAGACAAAUUGUUACCAUGAAUAUUGAAGCCGCAGUAGAGAAGGUUUUGGGAAUGUGCUGGGACCCAGGUGAGGACGUGUUCUUGUUUAAGUUAAAUUUCUCUCGUGUCAGCAAAGACAUUAUUGAAGGAAGAAAAUGCCCAACUAAGAGAGAACUUUUAAGCGUUACGAUGUCAGUAUUUGAUCCGUUCGGCAUGAUAGCUAAUUUCGUCAUUCACGCCAAACUGUUGUUGCAGUCAGUAUGGAGAUAUGGUACUGAAUGGGAUCAGCCGAUUCCCGAUGAAAUUUUCCAGAAAUGGAACCUAUGGAGAGCGGAACUCCAUAACGUAAUGAAGCUUAGGGUUCCGAGAUGUUACCAUGUUUCAUUAUCAGCAGCCAGCAGGAUUGUUCUUCACACUUUCGUCGAUGCCAGUGAAGAGGCGUUCAGUGCAGCAGUAUAUAUGCGGGUUGAGUACAACGAGGAAGUAUGUGUCACGUUUAUUUGUGGUAAGACAAGGUGCGCUCCAAAAAAGUUGAUGUCUAUCCCACGCCUAGAAUUAUCAGCUGCAGUUUUGGGAGUCAGAUUGUGUGACUCUCUUUUGGAAUGCCAUCACCUGAAACCAGACGAACGAGUUUUUUGGAGUGAUUCAAAAACAGUGCUAAGCUGGCUUCGUUCUGAUCCGCGUCAUCAUAAACAAUUUGUUGGGUUUCGAGUUGCCGAAAUAUUGGACAGUAGCAAAGUUGGACAAUGGUGUUGGACCCCGACUAAGAUGAAUUCAGCUGACGAAGCAACACGAGCACGAUAUCCACCAGUAUUCCGAGCCGAUAACAAAUGGAUAGGUGGUACUACUUUCCUCAAGUUGCCCGAAGAUCAAUGGCCGUCACAACCAGAUGAUAUCUCUAGCUAUGUCUGCCGAGAAGAAAUGAGACCGAAAUACGUUCUGCACGCCAAAGUGAGUACGCCAAUCUUUGAUUUCUCUAGAUUCUCGAAAUAUUUGAUAUUAAAAAGAACGGCAGCCUGGUUAAUUCGGUUUGUCAAAUCCUGUCGUCGUCAAACAACAGAAAAGGGAGAAUUGUCUGCCUUAGAACUCGAAGAGGCCGAAAGAGUACUUUGUGAGAUUGUGCAAAAAGAUGUUUUCGCCCAAGAAAUAUGCCAAUUGAGUUGCAAUCAGCAAGUUGAUAAAUCGAGUUCUAUUUAUAAGCUAACUCCAUAUCUGGAUGAUGAUGGCUUGUUACGAGUGUACGGACGCGUUGACGCUGCCACCACGCUUCCGUUCUCUUCGAGACGUCCCAUUAUAUUGCCAAAGGACCACCAAUUGACAAAUCUCAUAAUAGCUCAUUUUCAUCGCCGUUGGCGUCAUCAAAACGACGAUACGGUCACUAACGAAAUACGACAAAUAUUUUGGAUUCCCAGUCUACGAUCGUUAAUCAAAAAAGAAAGAGGUCGGUGCCCACUUUGCAGGAUAAGAUCUGCUUGCCCUUUGCCGCCGUUGAUGGGGCAGCUGCCCGAGGACCGACUCACUCCCUUCUUGAGGCCAUUUAGUUUUACAGGACUGGACUAUUUUGGCCCAGUGAAUGUGACAAUGGGACGUCGUAAGGAAAAACGUUGGGUUGCCCUGUUUACCUGCCUGACCGUGAGAGCCAUUCACCUUGAACUAGCAACUGACUUGUCAACAGACGCCUGCAUUCUGUGCAUCCGUAAUUUUGUCAAUCGGCGUGGAAUACCAAAGCGAAUUAGAAGUGACAACGGCACCAAUUUUAUCGGUGCCAAGAAAGAACUUUUAACAGCUGAUGUUUUCGAUAGUAAUGCCAUCAAAGCAGAACUUUCCGCUAAAGGGAUUGAAUGGAUCUUCAACUGCACUUCCAACCCACAUGCCGGCGGAUGUUGGGAGAGACUUGUCCGUUCAGUGAAGAGAGUUCUGUCAUUCACACUUAAUGAACUUGCGCCUAAACCCGAGACAUUAGUAAGUGCUCUUAUUGAAGCAGAAAACAUAGUCAACAGCCGCCCGCUUACACAACUUCCUGUGGCAACCGAAGAUGCAGAGCCAUUAACGCCGAAUCAUUUCUUGAUUGGUGGAACGAACUCGACGCAGUCGCCUGGACACAUCAAUGAAAGAGCUCUCUGCCUCCGAAAGCAAUGGCGAAUAAGUCAGCAGAUUAAGGAUCGCUUUUGGCAUCGAUGGAUCAAGGAAUAUCUUCCAGAACUAACCAAAAGAAGCAAGUGGUUCGUCAAAGUCCCAAAUAUUCAAGUAGAAGACCUGGUCCUCGUCUGCGAUGAGAACCUUCCGAGAUGUCAAUGGGUGCGAGGUAGAAUCUCAAAAGUUUUUGUUGGACCAGAUGAUCAGGUCCGUUCAGCUGAGAUUCAAACGUCAACGGGAGUUCUUCGGAGGCCGGCGGUUAAGCUGGCUGUACUAAAGGUUGAUUGUGAGGCUGCGGUGGGACCGGGUGCCUCACGGGGGGUGGAGUGUUAA